Molecule: messenger RNA, 1513 nt
Organism: Chiloscyllium plagiosum (whitespotted bambooshark)
Lineage: Eukaryota; Metazoa; Chordata; Chondrichthyes; Orectolobiformes; Hemiscylliidae
Source: RefSeq, a predicted model, not a curated record
UGCAGCAGCUGUAACUCAGAUAGUUCCGGUCUGCAGUGUCCAGCACAAUGUCUAAUACUGGGUGUGUGGCUCAUUUAUCUGCACUACUUGUGAUUUUAGGCCCAGCCACCUGUGUGAGAGGAUUAGAAGUGCAAGGAAUCCUGGGACAGUCAGUCACACUGCUGUGCACAUACUCUGUCCAAAAGCAUGGUAAGACUGAAAUGUGCUGGGGCAGGGGCCAAUGCCCUUCAAGUGGCUGUUCAGGUCCAUUGUUGAGAACAAAUGGGACAACUGUAAUUUCACCAAUACUCACAAAAUACCAUAUGGAUGGUAAAAUAGAGGAAGGAGAUGUAUCGCUCACAGUGAACCAUCUACAGAAAGGAGACAGUGGUUGGUAUUGCUGUCGUGUACAGAUUUCUGGUCUUUUUAAUGAUCAGAAAGUGAGCAUCAACCUCGUGGUUUCAGAGAGCUCCAGCACACCUCCUCCAUCUUCGACUACAUUCUAUACGACAGACUGUGGUAACUGUUUGACUUCAAAUACAAUUGAAAGCAUUACAGGAAAUCUGAAUUCCGCUUUUACAACAUCUCCUGCAGAGACCAGCAACCUUGUUAAAAAUAUUGACAAAAGUUCAUCAAAUGCACAUCUUCAAGUUUGGACUGGCGUUGGCUUGGGGAUUUUUAUCUUUCUCACUGGAAUAGCUAUAUUUAUCUUCAAGAAGAAGUUGAAAGUUUUCCAAAAAGAUGACAGUGCAAAAAGUGCUAUUGGAAUACACAUGCAUCAUGCGGCGGAAGAAAACGUAUAUAAUGUUGAAUGACUGACUUAGCUUUUAAGGUUUCUCUGGUUGCACCAGAUUCCUUCGAUUCAUGAAGGUCUUCCUCUCAAUGGUGCUCAAGAAAACUAUUGCCAUUAAGUCUUCAGCUCCUCAGUCUUCAGCCUUCAAAUGUGAACUGAAAUACUCGGUGUAAACAAUCAAAUUUUCUGUCUCUAUGUUACAAGGUCCUAUUGCUCCGAAUUGGCCCACUGUUUUGUUUGCCUACCAUUUUAAGUCUAAGUAGUCAGUUGUCACAUGCAGCCAAGUCCCCUUGGAGAAUGCUUUCUGAAAAACUUUCAUUAAGCUUCCAGAUAAGCAUUCCCCUCUUCAGCCGUUGGUGAUAGCCCGAGUCCCCGCACGACCACCACUCUCGUCCUGCUCGCUAGCGAGUGCUAUGCUUCCCCAGCAUCGACUGCAGCCCAAGUUCUCUCAUGAUCACUUCUGAUGACAUUUUGAUCUGUUUUCCAGCAACUCUACCACACGACCUCCUCAAUCUCGUGCCAUUUUCAAAGCAUGGGCAACGUUUGAUCUCCUUCCUUUCUUCCGAAAAAGGUGGUAUAUUUCAGUCAUACAGUUCAUAGAAUCAUAGAAUCCCUAAAUGUGAAAAGAGACCAUUCACCCACCCUCUGAAGAACAUCCCACUUAAAUAUGGCCCCCAACACCAUCCCUUGCAUUUCCCAUGGCCAAUUCACCUAACCUGCAUGUCUUUGGACUGUGGGAGG